This is a messenger RNA of Stylonychia lemnae, 987 nucleotides long. The record is from the annotation of a GenBank genome assembly. NCBI's taxonomy places the organism in Eukaryota, Ciliophora, Spirotrichea, Sporadotrichida, Oxytrichidae.
AUGGGUUUUUUCGUCGUUGCAGCUAUUAUAGGAGGUUCAGGUUUUAUUGCUUGGUUGCUUGGUAAAAAUAGAGACACAGAUACAAGCUAAGAAUUUGUUUAGAAAUAUAUGAUGGUUGAGGAUAAAUACAUUAUUGAGAAUUAGUCUAUGCUAGAAUUUAACAAUGACUUAAACGAGAGUCAAGUGUAAAAUAUGAGAAGAAGAGCUAACAAAUCUUAUAAACAGCUGUCCUAGAAAAUACUAAAAGAGCUUAAAGAUUUCAAAAGGCCAUUCCCAACUGAAUUGAGGCAUGUACCACAGUAAUAAAUGAAAGCGUUGGUUGAUAUUCUACUUAAUAAUUACAAGAUAUAUAGAACUGAGUUCAAAACUGAGAUCCUGGAAAACAGAAUUGAACUUUUACGCAAAAAGAUGAUCGGACAAUAUAUUUUCUAAAAACUUCAAGAUCUAAAAGAUUGCCAACUAAUAUUCCAAGAUGUAUUUGAGGCAGUCUGUGAUGAACUCCAAAUCAAUUCAAAUGACUUUUAUACAAUGAUAAAUCAGUUUAUAAUGAGAUCUCAGUAUGGAGUAAGCACUAUUGAGGAAUUAGUAAUUGGAAUAAAACCUGAUAAAAUCCCACCUCAUAAAAGACUCAUGAGAGUUGAAGCAGUUAAGAAUAUGCUGUAUGUCUUAAGUGAAAUGCGAAUCAUAAUUGAGGAGUAUAAAGAAUUGCAGAUUUUUGUUAGAGAAUCAGAACCUGAGGAUCUGCAGGAAGUUAUAGAUGGUCUUUAAUUUGAUCUAUUCUACAUGUAUUAUGGAUUGAGAGAGGAUUAGCAGAGAAGGCUCAUUGAUGUUCAUGACAUCAAUACUGAUAACAGUGUAUAGUAAAAGUAUGAGGAGUUUUAUGAAAUCAUGAAGUUCUUCAAAAAUAUCCCUGAAAGUUCUGAGGCGAAGAUAGACCAGCCUGAUAUAAUGAGCUUUUCCACUCCAAAUAUGCCAAAUAUGUAAUGA